CGCUCAGAAUAAGUAACGCGAAGCAAGGGAGACGAUUAGCUGCUUAUAAAAGUCCAGCUUGCCUUCUUCGUUAAUUAUAAAGCGUAAAAGGAAACGAGCGUCUCUCCCAGUCUUCCCAGAGUUUUGCACAAUCGCCGGUCGCUAAAAUGUCUCUUGUACGGAGGGUAGUUUUACAUUCGCGACCUGGGGGAAAUGGAGAAGCCCUUCCUGAGAAUUUCCGUGUUGAGGAAAUUACUCUCCCAACUGAUCUAAAACCGGGAGAAGUGUAUGUUCGUACACUUUAUCUUUCUGUCGACCCUUACAUGCGGUGUCGUAUGAAUGAAGACACAGGUGCAGAUUAUCUCUCGCCGUGGGUGGUUUCGGGAUGCCUGGAUGGGGGUGGUGUAGGGAUGGUAGAAUCCAGUAGACACGACAUCAUCUCGAAGGGCGACGUCGUCACAUCUUUCAACUGGCCCUGGCAAACUUAUGGUGUUGUGGACGGCGGCAAGCUUCAGAAGCUGGAUCCAGAGUUGGUGGAUGGUCACCUGUCAUACUUCCUGGGUGCGGUAGGCAUACCUGGUCUCACAGCACUACUGGGGGUGAGGGAGAAGGGUCAUAUUACACCCGGGUCCAACCAGACGAUGGUCAUCAGUGGAGCUGCAGGGGCCUGUGGAAGCCUUGCUGGGCAGAUUGCUCGUCUGGAUGGCUGCAGCAAAGUGGUGGGGAUCUGUGGAUCAGACAAGAAAUGCCAGACAAUCACAUCGGAGCUUGGGUUCUCCAGCGCAGUGAAUUACCGCUCUGCAGACGUAUCAGCUGCACUGCAGGAGCACUGUCCCGAUGGGGUGGAUGUGUACUUCGACAAUGUUGGCGGUUCCAUCAGUGAUGCUGUCAUAGCGCAGAUGAACCAGAAUGGUCAUGUGAUCCUGUGUGGUCAAAUCUCACAGUACAACAGAGAUGUCCCAUAUCCCCCCCCACUUGAUGCAGCAACGCAGGAAAUACUCUACCGCAAAAAUAUUACCAGAGAAAGGUUCACGGUUGUUAACUACAUGGACAAAUUCGAGGCUGGUCUUCUGCAGCUGAGUCAGUGGGUGAAGGAAGGACAGAUGAAAGUUUUGGAAACGGUUCUUCUUGGGAUAGAGAAUAUGGGAGUGGCAUUCCAUUCAAUGAUGAUUGGUGGGAAUAUUGGGAAGCAGAUUGUCAAGAUAUCAGAUUGAAUGGACAUUUUUGUCCAGUACACAGUACAUGUGAAAAUGGUCAACAGGGAAGAAGUUUGUUGAUAUUGCUUUUGAGAGAAAUACUCUCCGCAUCAUGAAUUUGUAGACAUUUGUAUGACACAAUGCUAAACUUUAUCAUUCGAUAUCCUUAAUGUGAAAUAAAUAACAUUUAUACUAAU
Brienomyrus brachyistius is the source of this 1372-nucleotide messenger RNA. It is a transcript of the gene ptgr2, whose product is annotated as prostaglandin reductase 2. The transcript is spliced from 9 exons. The record is from RefSeq and is a predicted model, not a curated record. Lineage: Eukaryota; Metazoa; Chordata; Actinopteri; Osteoglossiformes; Mormyridae. Gene Ontology annotation, molecular function: 15-oxoprostaglandin 13-reductase [NAD(P)+] activity. Gene Ontology annotation, biological process: prostaglandin metabolic process. Bases 147 to 1193 code for a protein of 348 amino acids.